Molecule: messenger RNA, 3865 nt
Organism: Cephus cinctus (wheat stem sawfly)
Lineage: Eukaryota; Metazoa; Arthropoda; Insecta; Hymenoptera; Cephidae
Gene: Sp1
Product: transcription factor Sp9
Exons: 4
Coding region: 828-3080 (750 amino acids)
Biological process (GO): regulation of transcription by RNA polymerase II
Molecular function (GO): RNA polymerase II cis-regulatory region sequence-specific DNA binding; DNA-binding transcription factor activity, RNA polymerase II-specific
Source: RefSeq, a predicted model, not a curated record
GACUAUCUGCUAUGCAGUACCAGGAAUGACUGGGAACUCGACAAUUUACUCCGUACAAGAAAUAAAAACGUAACUGGCUCCCUGUUGGCCUCAGGCCACCGAAGACGCCACGGCAAUAGGUUUAGGUUACCCAUCUUGCUGCAAGAGGGCACCACGAAAAAUAGUAGUGUGCUCUCACGAUGGAUUUAAUUAAAAACCAUAAUUUAGAAGGGGAUAUAUCAGGUAGCCACAGCGUUCUCUCGGCCGAAAACUAACGGGGACUUUUGGGACCAAGAGCUUGGGUCGCCGGUUAGAUCAUGGUGAUGGCGCGUGAUGACGGUGCCCCGUUUUAUCAGGCCCUGAAGUCACUCAUGAAUAAGAUCAUUAAAACUCAUGGUCCUAAGAAAAUAUUAGUCCAUAUAAAAUUACGUAAAUCGCACUUGAUACCCGAUACCAAGUUAUGUACCGAGGUACCCUGGUACCCGCACGGAGAUAACAGCUACAAUGACACGUGAGUUGUUCCCUGAAAUUCUUACUUGUGUAAGUGAAACAAAAAAAAAACGUAUUUAAGUUUUCAACAUCGUAUAUCGUACCUGGUAUAGGAUGCAUAGCCUGACAAGGACUAUUAGUUUUGUAACAGACUGUAUUUUCAUUAUCACACUUCAUCAUUAUCGGCACCUCGUAGUCACCCUAGAUUCGUCUACCCUUAUACGAAGAUGUUUCCUUUGUUCAGAAAUGUUCCUUAGGGUGCGCGUCGGACCUCGAAGAGUUCAGGACACGCGAUAUGCCAUUCUGCAAGGAAGCAUCCCUCGAGGGCCAGCUGUAGAAUAUUGCGUAAAGUCUCUUAAAUGGCAGGUGCAACGAUGCACACGGAUCAUCCUGGUCUAAGAGGCACGCCACUGGCCAUGUUGGCUGCGCAAUGCAACAAACUGAGCAGCAAGAGUCCACCGCCGCUGGCCGACGCGGCCGUGGGCAAGGGUUUUCAUCCUUGGAAGAAGAGCCCCCAGAGCAGCGGUAGCUCACCCCAGCACAGUACAGGGAGUGGCGGCGGUGGCUGCACGACGACGGGAGUGACGCAAAGACCGACGGCGACUAGCAGCGCCGGAAGUACUGGAGGUGGCUACGCCAGGGCGCCGGUAACCUCAUGUGCCUCUACAGCGCCGCAGUACGGUAGCGAUCUGUACUUUCCCGGGACAGCUAGUGCUCAACCAGCUGGUGAUCCCCAUCAUCCCCAUCAGAGCAGUAUUCUUGGGAAGGUCGAGGGCGCAGCAAGUCUUGGUUCCGUAUACGGGAGACAUCCAUACGAGUCGUGGCCUUUCAAUGCGAUGCCAGGAGCCGCGCACGGCGGCAUCAAGGCCAGCGAUGGCUGGUGGGAUGUUCACGGUGCCGCCACGGCGGGGGGAUGGCUCGACGUGAGCGGUACCGUCGGCGUUGGUGUUCACGCCGCUCAAAUGGCGAACUACUCCGCCGCCGCCGCCGAUUAUUCCACGAGUCUCGCUCUCGCUGGUAACCACCUGCUAACCUCGACGACUGCCGGGCAUAAUCUCCUGCAAGACACGUACAAGUCUAUGUUGCCCGGCGGGCCGCCCGGUUUCGGGCUUCAUCAUCACGCUAGCUCCGCUGGCGGUGGAGCUGGCAGCCCCCAGGCCGGGGGUGCCGUCGGUGGUGUCGUCGCGGGCCAGGCGCCCUCGCCCAGGUCACAGAGACGAUACACGGGCAGGGCGACCUGCGACUGCCCGAAUUGCCAAGAGGCCGAGAGAUUGGGUCCCGCGGGAGUCCAUCUCAGGAAGAAGAACAUCCACAGCUGCCACAUACCCGGCUGCGGCAAGGUGUACGGGAAGACGUCUCAUCUGAAGGCCCACUUGCGGUGGCACACUGCGGCACCUUCGAACCCACACCGGCGAAAAGAGAUUCGCCUGCCCGGUCUGCAACAAGCGGUUCAUGCGCAGCGACCAUCUCGCGAAGCACGUCAAGACGCACAGCAGCAGCAGCAGCACCACCAGCACAGGCAGCAAAGGCAAGGGAGCAGCGAGCUCCUCGGCCGAGUCCUGCUCAGACAGCGAGGACAACGCGAGCCAGCAGAGUCCCACUUCCAGCUCGUCCUCGGCGGCGGCGGCGGCGGCAGCGGCAACGGCGGCAGCCUCACUUCCACCUCAUCCUCAGGCGCCACAGCCAACCCCACACCAUCACCUUCACAACCAUCACAACCACCACCACCAUCACCAUCAUCAUCAUCAACCUCAAUCACAAACAACCCACGACUCCAGCACCAACAACAGCACCACCACCAACACCAGCCACAAUCCCAACAAUCACAAUCCCAACAACAACACCAACACCACCAACAACACCUCCACCAACACCAACAACACGGGCAAUCCCUCCCAGAACAGUCAACCCCCGGCAACUCCCAUGACCCCGAUGCAGAUGACUCCUCCGCCCCUGACGCCCUCACACCAUCCCCAUCACCCACAUCUCCCUCCUCUAAUGCACCAUCCUCAUCAUCACGCAACCUCCGUCCCGGCGCACCAUCAUCCUCACGCAGGGAUGAGUAUGCACUGAGUUCAGUGGGACCCGGAGCCGCAGCAGCGGCGGCCGUGGUCGCCGCGGCCGCAGCAGCAGCCGCCGCCGUCGCAGCCGCUGCCGCCGCCUCGACGACCAUCGACGCCACCGCCACUACUAGUACCACAAGCACCUCCUGUAAUAACGGCACCACGGCUCUGGGCUCUCCCACACUUUCCUACCCACUCAACUUGAACUUGAUACAGCAUCAUGGGGGUGGCGGUGCUAAUGGAAGUGGUUCUGCCACUUCCGGUCUUAUGACACACCAACAAUCCCAUCAUCACCAUCACCAUCACCAGCAGCUCCAUCACCACCCCCAUCAGCAUCAGCAUCAUCAGCAGCAGCAGCAGCAGCAGCAGCAGCACCAUCAUCACCAGCAGCAGCAGCAGCAGCAACAGCAUCAUCUUCACCAACAACAGCAACAGUCUCAGCACCAUCACCAGGCUCAGAACUCUUAUACGGUUACCCAGAAUCCUGGUACACCGGGAAAUGCACAGACACCAUCACCCUCGUCCCCGUCACCUGUACAUAGUAUGUAGGCUCAUGAGCCUUAAAGUCCUCCCCCCACCCUCACCCCCCCCCUUCCCGUAGACCCUAACUCCAAAGUCCGUGUCGCCGGAAGCGCUUUGAUCACCGAGGACAUUGGAUACCACCUCUCUAACUUACUACCGAUCUUAUGUGUAAAUAUUAUACAUAGUGCGCGAGAGAUGAUAUUAUAUUUAAUGCGAUAUAAUAUUGUAUAAAAUUCACAGAGGACACACACCCACGCACAUACACGGCUGUACCAUACACCAAUAUCAGGCACUCGCGUCCCCUAAAUUAUCCUCUAGAAUCCACGGGGCCACAUCUGACUGCCGUACCUGAGCUGUCGGCAAACCUCGGGAUUAGUAUUGCGAUUUCCUUGUACGUAAUAAUUGCACAGGGAUUCAAUUUCGAGCCCAUCUUAUCGCGAAUCUGAUAAUCCUCCGUGAAGAUGUACGUAGUCGCGGGGUGUGUAUUAAGAUGAAACUAAUGCAGGGAGGAUUGUAAGUAGUAAGAAAAUGCUUAGAUCGAAAUAAAAAAAGGCCCAUGACACUCGAGAACAAAAAGGUCAUCACCGAAGAAGUAGCGGUGAGGUCCCCCUUCCCAUAUCAUGCCCGGUUUUCCCCCUUUUAACAGCUAGUAUCUUACUACUGCUAUUAUUGCGAAUAAUUAUUAAUGAGAUAUUUACUUAUUACGAACAAUUAAUUAAUUAUUAAUUAUUAUUAUAGUAUUAUUAUAAAUAUUAUGAAUUCAGUUUAAAGAGAGAUCCUGAGGAAAAAUAAACGAUGCUUUUGUGAGUAAA